AUGGCGCCUAUCGCAGAGGCAGAUACUCAACCAGGGACCCAAAAAGAUCCAGUCUCUUCCCAAGAGACAUCCGUCACAUCCAGAACUGCGCUAGCCGACCUCGGCUCCGGUCCGAACAGCUCCCUUCCAACAACAAACGGAAACAGCUCGUCUAAGAAAGCCCAAGACAAAGAGGUGCAACGCGAGUGGGAUGAGGUAUCGUCGCAUAUCCGAAGUAAUGGGUCAAAACAUGGAGUGGAAGCACAACCAAAAGGCAGCGGGGUUGUGACUGGGAGUAAUGGAACUGCGACCAGCAGUAAUAGAACAUCUCAGGAAAUGCACGAACGGACACGGCAGCCAUCCUCACACGGUCUCGGCAUACAGCUGGAUGGACUUAAUGGGAAUGGAGAAGAGAGGAAAGUUUCUCUCGGUAAUGGCAACGAUCACGGAACAACGUCGCCGCAGAACCGGAAGCAAGAUAAGGAGAAAGUCUUGAAAUUGUCGCCAACUAAGAUCCAAGAGCUCAUUUCAUUUCCAGACUCAGUACCUUUACAGCAAGUACCAGAUGACUAUGACAAGGAAGAUGAAGCUGUCCCGACGCCAAGACGUUUAUCUUCAAUGGAUGAUGAUCUAGCUAAGGCAAGAAAUAGAGCCGAGUUCUUAAGGUCCAUUAGUGGCAGCUUCUAUCCCAAAAGGAGCUCCAAGGGUUCGAACCACCUAGAUGAUCCGCCAAACUUUCUCGUUUCGAGUGAAGCUUCACCUAUGAGUGCUCCUAUCGGUCAGCGACCUCACGCUUCCCGAAUGGUGCCCAGUCCUAUGACUUUUCCAAGACGGAACUCGGUGAGCGAUGAGCAGCGUUUAGCCUCAAAUUCUUCUUUGCGAUUAAGGAAUAAGGGUGCUCCUAACCACCUCGAUCUUCCAGAAGAGACGCUUGCAGAGGACCCGAAUCCUUCCCCUAUGCCACAAUCUAUACCUCUGCCUCCGUUGUCUAUUCCGGCAUACUUGGAACUAGAGCUAUCCUCGUCGCGGCCGUCGUCACUUUACAUUCACCGCUCGACGACAAGUCAGUUUCCGUAUGAGUCGUCGCAGGUAAAGCUGGAACGACUCUUGAAUUUCAUCUUACUCCCACCUGCCUUGGAACAAGUCUUAUGGUUCGGUGCACUAGCCUGCAUUGAUUCAUGGCUGUACUCGUUCACCAUAUUGCCACUUCGCUUCGCCAAAGCCCUUUAUAUACUAGUGUCGUCCUGGAUGCUCAACAUAUAUCGAGAGGCGCAGUUUGUGUUCACAUUCAUCAUCAAUGGGGUUGGCCGAGUAUGGCGCAGACGCUCAAGGACGGCGAAGACCACAACGUCUGAUUCAGGGCGUAGUGCCCCACAGAAGGGAGUUACCGAGACCAACGGCUCAUCUGUAAAUGGAAACACGGAUGCAAGAUUAAAGCCUAGGCAGAGUAACACCAGACGGCGAAAGACGUCAGCACAACCGAAGCAUCGAAGACAAAAAUCAACACCGUCAGCUUUAGAACCAGAUGACAAAGCCGAUAUACUGAAAGGCUUUUUGAUGAUCUGCACUUGUAUUAUCUUGAGUUCUCUUGAUGCCAGUCGGAUGUAUCAUUGGAUUCGAGGGCAAAAUGCCAUCAAACUGUAUGUCAUUUAUAAUGUACUUGAGGUUGGUGAUCGUCUACUUUCAGCCAUCGGACAAGACGUGCUCGAAUGUCUGUUCUCAAAGGAAGCGUUAGACAGAGGACUGGACGGCCGUAGCAAAGUUGUGCGCCCAUUCUGGCUCUUCUUGCUUGCUCUUGCAUAUACAACAACGCAUGCCACAGCUCUUUUCUACCAGGUGAUAACACUCAAUGUCGCCGUUAAUUCCUACUCAAACGCGCUGAUUACGCUUCUGCUAUCCAAUCAAUUCGUUGAGAUCAAAUCGACAGUGUUCAAAAAGUUUGAGAAGGAGAAUCUGUUUCAGCUGACAUGUGCGGAUGUUGUUGAGAGGUUUCAGCUUUGGUUGAUGCUUACUAUAAUUGCAUCCCGAAAUAUCGUCGAGACAGGAGCAUUUACUUCUUGGUUUGCUGUGGGAUCAAGCGUGACAAAUCAGGUUCGAUCAACAGUCACUAAUAGCACUCCUCUUACUACCUCCCCGCAUUCCUCCACCUCAAUACUUCCGAAAUCGUUCACUUUCUUACCGUCGACAAUUUUUACAUCCUUGACGGGCGGUGCCAAUACACUUUUACCGCAUUUUGCUCAGGUCUUAGGACCAUUUUUGAUUGUACUGGGAUCUGAGAUGUUUGUCGACUGGCUUAAGCAUGCAUACAUUGCUAAAUUCAACAACACGCGACCAGCGAUUUACGGACGGUUUCUUGAUGUUCUAACUAAAGAUUAUUACACUAAUGCAUUUGUCGACCAAAAUUUAACUAAGCGACUUGGCCUGGCAGUUAUACCAAUGGCUUGUCUAUUCUUCCGAGUCUCUGUUCAGACAUAUCAAAUGUUCCUGCAGGCGUUGCUUCCGACUCAAGCGUCUGCUACCGAGCAUAGCGCUUCCUUAACAGCGAUACAUGAGCAUUACUCUAAUUUACCCCAACCUUCAUCACCGUCUAUGCCUUUUACCGUUCAGUCAGUCAUGUCAACUUCCCUUGAUCGAUUGUCGUGGGUGUUCAAUACCAUAGUCGAAAACGCCAUUCCUUCGCCGAUACAAUCCGUCACAUUCUUCACCAUUGUCCUUGUGGUCACUGCUUAUCUAAUCCUUCUCAUCUUCAAGCUCACGCUGGGAAUACUUCUACUUUCAUUUUCCCGCUCACGUUAUAAGGCAAUGAAGGAUCGUGAGCAGAAACAUUUCUUUGGGGCUCAGAAUGAUUCCAGUGCUAUCUCCCCAUCUGCCUCUCAGGAACGCAGACCGUCUCAUUCUUCCGCCACAAACAUCAACCGAGACUAUACUGUUGAAGGAGGCCGUCGAGUCGGUGGCUGGGGUGUUGUUGAGGUCGAUGAUGAUAAGAGACGCUGGAUCUAUGCAGAUGACCCGGAUGGUCUACAUAAGAUCAAGGCAAAAGAGCGUGCUGACAAGGAUAAGCAAGCUGCAAAGGACAAAGGGGCAUUGAUGAACCUUGAUGGAGUGAAACGAUAUGAAAUGGUGGCGAAGCGAAUCUGGUAG
Messenger RNA from Talaromyces marneffei, 3120 nucleotides. RefSeq lists its product as uncharacterized. Gene Ontology annotation, biological process: maintenance of protein localization in endoplasmic reticulum. Gene Ontology annotation, cellular component: endoplasmic reticulum membrane. Lineage: Eukaryota; Fungi; Ascomycota; Eurotiomycetes; Eurotiales; Trichocomaceae. The record is from RefSeq and is a predicted model, not a curated record. Bases 1 to 3120 code for a protein of 1039 amino acids. The transcript has a single exon.